Messenger RNA from Linum trigynum, 1638 nucleotides. The record is from the annotation of a GenBank genome assembly. NCBI's taxonomy places the organism in Eukaryota, Viridiplantae, Streptophyta, Magnoliopsida, Malpighiales, Linaceae.
CUUGGGAUGGGGUUGUUGUUGACACGUGCUAACCAUUGACAAUAAUAUGCACGGUUUGAAGUGAUCAAGCUUUUUGGCACCAUUGGCGGGGAACCUUGGUAACUAGUAGAAAACCAUUCAGUUGUUAGUUAGUCUUUAUCUUGUUUUGAUUGUUUGUUUUAUUUUGCGUUCUUGUUUGUGUUUUUGUUAUUUUCGUGUUUGUUUUCUUUUUGUGCUUUGUUUUUCACCCACUCUUCUCCCCGAAGGGUGGUUUGUGUGUUUUAUUUUCCUUAUUAGAGUUUUCAUUGUGUAGAAGCUUUUAAAUCAUGGAUCCUUAUGACUUCACCAAAGUGUGGGGGUAUUCAUCAAUACUCGAAAAUGGUUACCUCGAGGCUUCAUGGAACAAUCAACAUGGUGGAAGUCAAGGGUUCAGAUUCUCUUACCACCCCCCUUCCAAGAAGAAAAACCAUAUCCAUGGAGAUAUGAAGAGGCUUCCUCAUUCCAAGAAGAUUUCCUUCCACCACCGGAACCAAGAAGCGAAUUGGAACUCUUGGUGGAGCGGUUUACGCGGGGACUCGAUGGAGCCUCCUCAAGUAUGGAACAAUCAUGCUACACUCCACAAUCAUCGAUGAGCCAAUCAGAGCUCAUGGUGGAGUGGUUCAUCCGAGAUACCGAAGCGAGCUCUGAGGUGAAAUCCUUAGCCACCACUCCUAGCGACUCAUCUUUUCUAUGGUCAACGGAGCAGUUCCUCCGAAAAACAGAGAGAAUAGGAGAGAUUGUCAAGCAAGCAUGUGCACAACUUCUUCAAAAAAAAAAAUACCAUUUGAAGAAAAAGGAAAGGAGGUCAAAGGCGAGAAGGAAGGUUGUGGAAGAGGAAGUGAGCUUCAAAGAAGAGGAAGAUCUUGAACGUUCCCAACUGGUGGAACGAAUUGAAGAAAAGAGAAGGGAAGUUGCAGAAGCAAAUGGUGCCCAUGAUGAGGGCAAGAUUGUUGUGGAUGAAGCUUCAACAAGUUACAAGUGCUAUCAAAGCUUUCCACUCGACCUCGAUGUACUUUUGGAGAAGGACCCAUUUGCGUCUCUUUGCCGAGCCAAGGCCAAACCAUCAGGGAUCCCUCUUGAUGGAUGCGAUGAAAUUCAAUUAAGUGUGCACUACAUGGGGUGGGGCAAAGAGAAAAGGGAUGAAGGAAAGGAGGCGAGGACUCGUGGGUGGAGCCUCAUGACAAUUCAAGUUCACGAGCCCUCAAUCAUGGACUCGUCCAAUGCUAGUGACUUGAGACACCACCUCACCAACAAGAACCUAAACCUCAAGGAGGUUCAAAGUUGGACCGGAUACUUGAAGACAAUCAUCCGAUGAUACGACUUGAAAGACGCACUAUUUGUGAGAUACUCCAACAACCGGUUUGAAUUUCCUUAAUUUUUAAAAAUAAACUUGCAUGUUUGAUUUUGUUUAAAGUGGUUUUUAUAAUUUUAGUUAGUGAAUGAAUCCCUUCAAUGUCAAGUAUUAUAUGCAUGAUUGUUGGAAACUAUCUAGUUGCUUGAGGAAUUGUUGGAAUUCUUGUUGUGUUGAGCAUGUGUGUUAGCUUGGUCUUCCAAUUAAGCUACUUAUGGAAAGGGUAUGGCAUGGCUAGUGAAAUAGGAUCAUAAAAUGUAUUCUUAUGA